Molecule: messenger RNA, 4047 nt
Organism: Naegleria gruberi
Lineage: Eukaryota; Heterolobosea; Eutetramitea; Acrasida; Naegleriidae
Exons: 6
Coding region: 1-4017 (1338 amino acids)
Biological process (GO): protein phosphorylation
Cellular component (GO): cytoplasm
Molecular function (GO): ATP binding; protein serine/threonine kinase activity
Source: RefSeq, a predicted model, not a curated record
AUGCAACAAGUUGCUUCUCCUAAAAACUCCUCUGAUCGAGGUUUUGAACAAGCAGCAGCAAAUCCUGAAAAUUUAGAACCUGCUACGUGUCAAAUAAUUAAUGACAAUAAUCAAUUGCUGGGAAAUAAUCUGUUGGUGGAUGAUGAGGAAGAGAAUUGGAAACGACCUCUCCUAUUCUAUGAUCAAAACUUUAGACGUUGUAGUAUUUCGAGUGAAAGCCAUGCAAUCAAUCCAGGAAAUUCCUUGUUAAAUAUUGGAAACUAUAAAGGAUAUAAACCAAGUGAGAAGGUAAUUGCCAAGUAUAUUGAUCAGGUAUUGCAGGGUAUUAUGUUCAUGCAUCAGAAACUCAAAAUGGCACACCUGAAUUUGACUCCCAAUAAUACCAUGUUAUCCAGGAAUGGACAAAUCAAAUUGUGUGAUAUUGGAUUUGUGUUAUCCAGAGAUGAGUAUAUUAAAUAUCAACCAUGUAUCAAUUAUAGCUCACCUUCAUUGUUCAAAUGUAAUAAGAGUUGUGAGUGGACAAAACAAGCAUUGGCAGAUAUUUGGAGUGUUGGAUGUUUGGUUAUUGAGCUCAUGACUGAGAGAAGACCCUUCUAUGAUUAUGAUUGGAAUUCCUUAUUUGAGCUGUUAUCGAGUGGAAAGAAUAUGGAAGAAAUGAUUAGAAAGUACUAUCCUAAAUCUGAGUCAUGUUCAGAGUCAGUAAUUGAUUUCCUCAAUCUGUGUUUCAAGAAUCAUUCCUACACCCGAUCUUUGAUUAAGAAUCUCACUCAUCAUCCUUGGAUAAUGAAACAUGUUGAAAAUACUGUGAAUCCAAACUUGACCACAACAACUGUAAACAAUUCUCAAAAGAAUGAUAAACCCAGGUAUAUCAUGAUGAUUCAACACGGUUCAAGAAAGAAGAAACUCACUCAAAAGAGUCCUUUCCCUUCAAUUCAUUCAGUGGAAGAGUUCAUCAAGGACAAGUGUGAAACCAUAUUGAGGGGCAAUCAAAGAAUUUCCUUUAUUGAAAUCCUUGAUAGAGAGUGUGAUGACUAUAUAGAGUUGGAUGAUUUGGACCUUCUUGUGGAAUCUCCACAUGUUAAUCAAAUUAGAAUUUCCACCAACUCUCCUCCAGUUACUCCAAUUUCCAAUCCUUCCACCAAAUUGAGUUUUAGCUCCUUCAAUAUUUCAUAUACAGCAUCUUCUUUAUCUAUUCCCUCUCCACAAGAACCAAAGAGUCAACUAUGGAAUGAAAGAUACUUGCCUCUUAGAAAAAUUCAAAGUGGUGGAUUUUCCUCAGUCUAUUUGUGUGAAGAUCAUUUUGGAUCUUCCUCACAGACAAAGCAAGUAGCUCUCAAAUUACUCCCAGUUGAUAUGGAUCAUAGUAAUUCUAAUCAAUCAUUCAAUGAUGCUAUGAAGGAGGCACUCCAAAUGCUUAUGUUCAAUCACCCAAAUAUUGUUAAAGUUUUAGAUGUCUUUCAACAUUACUACAACCCAAUUUCUUUGGAGAGCGAUACGAAUAGUGACUGUGCAGUACUGUGUAUUGUCAUGCACUACUAUCCAUAUGGUGAUUUGUCCUCUCUCAUUAGAACUUCCGAUGCUGCAAUAUUACCACUCAAAACAAUAAUUUCAAUCAUGCAACAAAUAUUCUCAGCUCUAGUUGAGCUCCACUCCAAAAAAGUUAUUCAUCGUGAUAUCAAACCACAAAAUAUUCUCAUUGGUUCCAUUGAAAAGAAUGAAAGAAAUCAAAUCUCCAAAGUGCAUGUUCUUGUUGGUGAUUUUGGUCUCUCCAAGCAUAUUGUUGAAAGUAGAGCUUUUAGUGUGAGUGGAACAAUGGGAUUCCAAAGCCCAGAGCUUCAACUCAAUCAAGGAUAUGGACUAAAAGCCGAUGUAUGGUCCGCUGUUCCUUCGUAUCAUAGACAUUUGAAUGAGGUUGAUACCAUCUCAAGGCCCACAAUGGAAACACAACAAAAUACUAUGGAACAGAAUAUUUAUUCAACACCACAAGAAAGAAAUCCCAUGAAGAACCAUAUGGCAAAAACUCAAGCCAAGCAGGUAGAACACAAGUCAUGCAUCAUUUGUGGUAAAGCUGACACGGGAAAUAAGUACAUCAGCUAUACAAUCAACGAAUCAAAUAUUGAACAGUAUAAGGGAUGCUUUAGACAUGUACCAGAAAUUAGAAUUGGAGAUGGUGUUUGUAAGAAUUGUUAUGCAAAGAAAUACAAAUAUGUCACUGGUUUAUCUAUCAACAAGGUUAAAAGGAAGAAUAAUGUAACAACAACUAAGGGAGCAACAACAACAACACAAGAGAAUAGUCCACUUUCUCAACCUCUUCCACCUUCACCUCAUGGACAUCUAGGUAGUGUUGGUGAUACACAUGUGUCGCAUGCAUCUCGGGUGUUGCCAUCACUCAAUACUAAUCCUACUAGUAAUACUAAUACUAUCAGCACCAUGCAUCAUGCACAAUAUGCAUCUCAUCAUCAUGGUUAUCCUUCAUCAUCUGCAGGAAACAUCCAUCACCAUGAUGGAUCUAGAAUGCAUGUUCAUUCACAUCAUCAUCAUGUCGACAUGCAUCAUGCUAAACAGUAUGAAGCAGAAUACAGUAAUGGUAGUAGUGGCAGAGUAAAGUACUAUCAUAACGACAUGCAAAGUCAACCUCCUCCUCCACCAUCACCACAUUAUACAUAUGUUGUACAUGAUGGAUCAUCAAUGCAUGCACAUUAUUCAUCAUCUUAUUCUCCACAUCAUAAUGCACCUCCACCACCUCCUCAUUAUCAAAGUCAUUCUCGUUCACCUCCUGUAUCACCAACACAUGUAAAUUCUUCAUCAUCUUCAUAUAGAAAAUCUCAUCACUACCAUCCAUAUGCAUCCAAUGAAAAUUCUCAAUAUUUAAAUGGACCGAAUAGUACAAGUAGUGGAGGGAGUAAUAAUGUAGGAGCUGCUAGCAGGGGAGGUAUGGUGCAACCAUCUUUGCAUGACCCAUUUGUGAGAUCUUCACCAAUGCAACAUCCCCAUGCAACCACUUCUCCAAAAUCUCCUAGAAAUGGCACUGGUACUAAUACAUCUGUUCCAUCCAUUAUGGAAAUGAUGGGAACUGCACCUCCAUCCUAUGCGAUUGGAUCAAAUCCUUCCAAUAAUGCAAUGCAGACUGUAAAUAAUACUUCAAAUAAUGUUAAUAGAAAUUAUUCUAAUAGUCCAUUGCAUGCAUUCAACAAUGGUCAAAAUAAGCAUGAAAACGCAGCAAGAGUUGAAAAUGGUGCACCUCCACUUUCUUCACACAGAUAUCAUCCAUACAGCAACAGCAGUAAUGGUAGUAAUGUACAUAGAACUAGUUCAUCAGGCAGAGAAGAUGUGAUACAUUCACCUAGGAUUUACACUCAAGAACAUUUGCAAAACUCUCCAAAUCCUUCCCCAAUUCGUGUGGCAUCCAUUGUGGCAACAGGUCCAGCAUUGCCUGGAAAUGUACAUGUAGCAUCUGGUAUUCCUCAAGCAUAUUCACCACCAAUGGUAACCAGUACUAGUAGAGAGGAUGCAAAAACGUCUCUUCCUAACAUGAAUGUUCCACCUCCUAUUGUGAAAAAAGAGGAAAAUGAAAUUAUUCCAAAAUUUGAAGUUAAAAUGGAAACAGAAACUUUGGAAAAAUCAGAUUACGAGAAUAAUACAGCGCUUGUUGCUACAUUUGAACAAGUUAAGGAAGAGGAUAAAAACAUUUUGAAGGAAUUAUUCAUAGAGCCAACCGUGAAUGUAUUCUUGACAUUUGUAACAACAACUGGCACGCAAUCACCAACUACUAGACUUUCCAUUCCAAAAAGUAUUGGAUUGAAUCAAUUGAAAGAUGUCAUUCAAAAAAGAUUGCAAAAGAAUAGAGAAGAGGAAAGUAAUGUGCUCCAACUUGGAGAUGAAAUGUCGAUUGGAAAUAUCAUGCUAAAAAAGGAUGAAAAUAAUUUUGUUGAAAUUGAUGACCAAUUCUGUUCAAUUUAUAGAUUUGAGCAUCAUGACUCAUUGAAAGUAUCUCUAAUAAAUGAUUCCGUCUUGUAAAUAUUAGAAUAUUUGCAACGUGUUGUUUAU